AUGACAACGAGGGGCUUGCGAUCGGUCUUCAAGGCGACCGCGUUGCUUGCUGUUGUCUUCCUCCUGAUAGCCGGCUUUGGGUUUUUCGACUAUGGCGAUUCCCUUUCGCGAAUAAAACCUAUCGUCACUGGUAUUGUCAAACCAACCCCGGCAGAAACGAAGCCGAGCAACCUAGAUGACUCGCCAACAACAUCACAAACCCCCGAGCCUCCCAAUGCCAGCGGCGGUUCUGGACUUUCGGAAAGUAACAAUGCCACCGUCAUUGAUAUACCAGCAUAUCUGCACGCCAUCAUGAAUCCUGCGUCUACGACUUUCCCACGACUUGAGUGCCCGCAGCCAAACCUUGAAAGCAUGCAACUUUUAGGUAUUCGAUACUACUUCAAAUCGAGCGAUAUCAACCCUCUAGCCAAAGGAGAAAAUCGCAUCGAGAACCUUGCAAAGCUCCGCAAUCUAGCUCUGAGAGACCUUAUCGCACAUCCGGAGCAUUACGACGAGGAUACUACGGUCAUCUUCUCCAACGACGUGGCUUUGUGUAUGGAAGAUAUUCUAGAAAUAAUCCAUCAGCGGAAGUUCCAGGGAGCAGAUCAAACGUGUGCCAUGGAUUGGACAUACGUUGGCGACAACCCGACUUACUAUGAUGUUUGGAUCGGUCGCGGAAUGACUGGGGACCUAUUCUUCAAUAUCCCGGAAGACGGAUCAUGGGAUAACGCUUGGAAUCUCUUCUAUAAUGACCCUAAAUCACAAGCGCGCUGGUCGACCUCAAAACCAUUCCAGGUGUUUUCAUGCUGGAACGGCAUAACGGCCUUCACCGCGAAACCGCUCAUGGAGAAAAAGAUCAAGUUUCGAACGCAUAAGGAAGGCGAGUGUUUUCAAGGCGAGCCGAAGCUGUUCGCCAAGGACAUGUGGUUUAACGGUUAUGGCAAGAUUGCUGUGGUACCGAGCGUUAACGUGGAAUACUCGGACGAAGGAACAAAGAAGCUCAGGGCUUUGAAAGGAUCCACAUCCAAGCAUGUUGCGGACGAAGGAGAUGAUAUCAAAAUCGAGUGGGAGGUUUCUCCGCCGGAGAAAGUGAAGUGUAUGCCAGACUAUCGACACCAAACGUUUGUUGCUUGGGACGAGGGACUGAGGCGUUAA
Molecule: messenger RNA, 1134 nt
Organism: Alternaria hordeiaustralica
Lineage: Eukaryota; Fungi; Ascomycota; Dothideomycetes; Pleosporales; Pleosporaceae
Exons: 6
Coding region: 1-1134 (377 amino acids)
Source: RefSeq, a predicted model, not a curated record